AUGGGUUCCGUCGCUCCCAACAUCGCUGAGCUCGAUGCCUCCAAGUUCAACAUCACUCGCUCUACCAACCUGCGCGAUGUGCCAUUGCCUGGCUCCCCCGAGGAGCUGAGCCACUCCCACUGCACUGAUCACAUGGUAACCGUGAGAUGGACCGACGUCAAUGGUUGGGAAACCCCCGAGAUCAGGCCUUACGGGAACCUCAGCCUCCCCCCGACAGCAUCGGCCCUGCACUACGCUACCGAGUGCUUUGAGGGUAUGAAGGUGUACCGCGGAUACGAUGGCAAGCUGCGUCUGUUCCGUCCGGACUUGAACGGCCAGCGUCUGAACAACAGCUCGCAGCGCUGUUCAUUGCCCGGAUUCAAGUACGACGAGGUAAAGAAGCUUGUCGCUAAGCUACUGCAGAUUGAUGGUCCUCGCUGGCUCCCUGAACCCGGUUCCUUCCUCUAUAUCCGUCCCACAGUGAUCGGUAGCGGUCCCCACCUGGGCAUCCAGGUGCCCAAGGAAGCCCUCCUCUUCAUCAUUGCCGUUCCCUGGCCCGACUUCACCAAGAUCAAGAAGAACCCCCAAGCCGAGCGCCCCAAGGGCCUGAAGCUCUACGCUUCUUCACCCGAUUCCAUCCGCGCCUGGCCCGGCGGUUUCGGAUAUGCCAAGUUGGGUGCAAACUACGGCCCUUCCCUGCAGGCCCACGGCAAGGCCCAGGCUCUCGGCUUUGACCAGGUCCUCUGGCUGUACGGACAGGACCGUCAGGUCACCGAGGCUGGCGCAAGCAACUUCUUCAUCGUAUGGCACAACGCUGCAGGCAAGCUGGAGCUUGUCACUGCUCCCCUCGAUAACGAGCUGAUUCUGCCCGGUGUCACUCGCCGCAGUGUUCUGGAGCUCGUGCGCGAGCGCUUGUCGGAGAAUUUCGUUGGAAAGCUUGCGCCUCUUCAGGCUGUUGAGCGCACUUUGACCAUUGGUGAGAUUGAGCAGGCUUCCAAGGAGGGCCGUAUUGUUGAGGCCUUUGUUUCUGGCACUGCUUACUUUAUCACGCCCGUUGCUAUGAUCCGCAACGAGGAGACUGAUAUUAGCACCUUGGGUGCUAAUGGCGAGCCUGCUGGAUAUGCCUCGCAAAUCAAGUCCUGGCUCGAGGCCAUCAUGUACGGCAAGGAACAGCACGACUGGGCCUACACCAUCGAGGAGGAGAAGCAAUAG
Messenger RNA from Penicillium bovifimosum, 1191 nucleotides. Its product is annotated as branched-chain amino acid aminotransferase, cytosolic. The transcript is spliced from 3 exons. Gene Ontology annotation, cellular component: mitochondrion. Gene Ontology annotation, molecular function: branched-chain-amino-acid:2-oxoglutarate transaminase activity. Gene Ontology annotation, biological process: L-leucine biosynthetic process; L-valine biosynthetic process. The record is from RefSeq and is a predicted model, not a curated record. NCBI's taxonomy places the organism in Eukaryota, Fungi, Ascomycota, Eurotiomycetes, Eurotiales, Aspergillaceae. The coding region runs from base 1 to 1191 and encodes 396 amino acids.